Kogia breviceps (pygmy sperm whale) is the source of this 3171-nucleotide messenger RNA. Lineage: Eukaryota; Metazoa; Chordata; Mammalia; Artiodactyla; Physeteridae. The record is from RefSeq and is a predicted model, not a curated record.
GCCUUAGAGUUUUCUAACCCAUGUCAUUGAAGAAUCCAUUAAAAAGACAGCUGAAAAAUGAGGAAGAUGGAAUCAUUAUCUUUGAGUGGUAAGUUAACAUGAUGGAUUUCUCCAAGCUACCCAAAAUACGUGAUGAAGAUAAAGAAAGCACGUUUGGUUAUGUGCAUGGGGUCUCAGGACCUGUGGUUACAGCUUGUGACAUGGCAGGUGCAGCCAUGUAUGAACUGGUGAGAGUGGGCCACAGUGAGUUGGUUGGAGAGAUUAUCCGAUUGGAGGGUGACAUGGCCACUAUCCAGGUGUAUGAAGAAACCUCUGGUGUGUCUGUUGGAGAUCCUGUACUCCGCACUGGUAAACCCCUCUCAGUAGAGCUUGGUCCUGGCAUUAUGGGAGCCAUUUUUGAUGGUAUUCAAAGACCUUUGUCAGAUAUCAGCAGUCAGACUCAAAGUAUUUACAUUCCCAGAGGAGUAAAUGUGUCUGCUCUUAGCAGAGAUGUCAAAUGGGAUUUCACACCUUGCAAAAACCUACGGGUUGGUAGUCACAUCACUGGUGGAGAUAUUUAUGGAAUUGUCAUCGAGAACUCCCUCAUCAAACACAAAAUCAUGUUGCCCCCACGAAACAGAGGAACUGUCACUUACAUUGCUCCACCUGGAAAUUACGAUACCUCUGAUGUUGUGUUGGAGCUUGAAUUUGAAGGUAUAAAGGAGAAGUUCAGCAUGGUCCAAGUAUGGCCUGUACGUCAGGUUCGGCCUGUCACUGAGAAGUUGCCAGCUAAUCAUCCUCUGUUGACUGGCCAGAGAGUCCUUGAUGCCCUUUUUCCGUGUGUACAGGGAGGAACUACUGCAAUCCCUGGGGCUUUUGGCUGUGGAAAGACGGUGAUAUCGCAGUCUCUAUCCAAGUAUUCCAACAGUGAUGUGAUCAUCUAUGUAGGAUGUGGUGAGAGAGGAAAUGAGAUGUCUGAAGUCCUCCGGGACUUCCCAGAGCUCACGAUGGAAGUUGAUGGUAAGGUAGAGUCAAUUAUGAAGAGGACAGCGUUGGUAGCCAAUACCUCUAAUAUGCCUGUUGCUGCUAGAGAAGCCUCUAUUUAUACUGGAAUUACACUGUCAGAAUAUUUCCGUGACAUGGGCUAUCACGUCAGUAUGAUGGCUGACUCUACCUCUAGAUGGGCUGAGGCUCUUAGAGAAAUCUCUGGUCGCUUAGCUGAAAUGCCUGCAGAUAGUGGAUAUCCUGCAUAUCUCGGUGCCCGUCUAGCCUCAUUCUACGAGCGAGCUGGCAGAGUGAAAUGUCUUGGAAAUCCUGAGAGAGAAGGGAGUGUCAGCAUUGUAGGAGCAGUUUCUCCACCUGGUGGUGAUUUUUCUGAUCCAGUUACAUCUGCUACUCUUGGUAUUGUUCAGGUGUUCUGGGGCUUAGAUAAGAAACUAGCUCAACGGAAGCAUUUCCCGUCUGUCAACUGGCUGAUCAGCUACAGCAAGUACAUGCGUGCCUUGGAUGAGUACUAUGACAAACACUUCACAGAGUUUGUUCCUCUGAGGACCAAAGCUAAGGAGAUUCUGCAGGAAGAAGAAGACUUGGCAGAAAUUGUACAGCUUGUGGGAAAGGCUUCACUAGCAGAAACAGAUAAAAUCACUCUGGAGGUAGCAAAACUUAUCAAAGAUGAUUUCCUUCAACAAAAUGGAUAUACUCCUUAUGACAGGUUCUGCCCAUUCUACAAGACAGUAGGGAUGUUGUCCAACAUGAUUGCAUUUUAUGAUAUGGCCCGCAGAGCUGUUGAAACCACUGCCCAGAGUGACAAUAAAAUCACAUGGUCCAUUAUCCGUGAGCACAUGGGAGAGAUCCUCUAUAAGCUUUCCUCCAUGAAAUUCAAGGAUCCAGUGAAAGAUGGUGAGGCAAAGAUCAAGGCCGACUAUGCACAACUUCUUGAAGAUAUGCAGAAUGCAUUCCGUAGCCUUGAAGAUUAGAACUGUGAUUUCUUUCCUCCCUUUCCUCAGCAAGCUCUCAUAUGUGUAUAUUUUCCUAAAUUUCUCAUCUCAAACCCUUUGCUUCUUUAUUGUGCAGCUUUGAGACUAGUGCCUAUGUGUGUUAUCAUUUGUUUCCCUGUUUAUUUGGUAGGUUUUAUAUAAAACAAACAUUCCUUUGUUCCAGUGUUUGAAGGGCCUCCCUCAUCCUUUCUCCAAAGUGGUGAAUGUAGUAAAUAGGAUAUACAAUGCCUACACUACUGUAAACUUGUAUGUAGGGUGACGUCUCUCCUUGUCCUACGUUUGCCCUUUCCUCAUCGCCAUUAAAUUGUAAACAAGACUACUGCGUGUACUCUCUUUGCAAUGGAUUUGGAAUGGAAGGCCAGACUUCUAUACAUUUUGUCAGGUUCUUUGUGAAAUGACUCAAUAUCUGUGUGGUAAAGUUAUUUUGUAGCUUAGCAUUCUGCUAAGUAACCUGCUUUGUAGGAAAUAAUUACUUUUUAAAAACAUGAAUAAUUAAUGUUUGUAUUAUGUGUUGCUUCCCCCAGUGUAAAUCAAGAAUAUUUGUGGCAAACUGUUGAGAACUGUACUGUUUUUAAAGCAGGCAUUUGUGGGACUCAACACAAUAGAUGAAUCAGUGCCCUCUUAAAAAGUAAAAAAGGAGCCAGGGGAUCAAACUUAGAUUAACAUCAUCUUGUUAAAGCCUAUUUUAUUUCAUUAGGAAAAAUUCGGUAUCAAGGAUUAUUAUACUGCAUUACUAGGAAAUUCUUUUUAAAAUUACAUUUAAAACAAUCACCGAGAACUUAAUCCACAUCACACCCUCUUUUUUUUCCUCAAACAUCGUAGAAGCCUAAGCUUCUGAGAAUCAUGUGGCAAUGUCGUGGGCAGUAAAAUGCCACAGAGAAGAUAUUUAGUAGUGGUUAAAGGCUUUUUGCACCUUUAAGGACCAGCUGGGCUUUAGUGAUUCUUGGGGCCAGAGUGGCAUUAUGUUUUUACAAGAUAAUGACAUUUGUCACAUGUUUGUUUGUUUGCUAAUUGAAUUUUUGAACAACCAGCUUCGUGAUUGUAAAAAAUAUUAUUCUUUCAUGUGGUUUUUGAUUCACUGGCUCAAAAGAUUUCCUAGAAUACCUGUAGCUGUAGCAGCAUAACAGUUUCCAUUCUGUUUCAUAGGGAUGAAGUUAAUUCUUAUAUCUGCUGAUAACAGAAUCUGGGUCAUGUG